Triplophysa dalaica is the source of this 2447-nucleotide messenger RNA. RefSeq names its product F-box protein 22 (gene fbxo22). Gene Ontology annotation, biological process: regulation of DNA-templated transcription; positive regulation of proteasomal ubiquitin-dependent protein catabolic process; regulation of skeletal muscle fiber development. The record is from RefSeq and is a predicted model, not a curated record. The transcript is spliced from 7 exons. Gene Ontology annotation, molecular function: protein binding; DNA-binding transcription factor activity; DNA binding. Lineage: Eukaryota; Metazoa; Chordata; Actinopteri; Cypriniformes; Nemacheilidae. Bases 215 to 1381 code for a protein of 388 amino acids.
GACCGCAAGUGGGGGCAUUUUGUCCGAAUUCACUUACGCGUUUUUAACCGCUCCUUAAAGUGGACUAUAUUAGUGAACUAAUGUAGGGAAUAGUGAAUGGAAGUAUAGGGAGCGAUAUCGGACACAGCCCUAGUUACUUUAACGUUGACCGUCAUACUUUUAUCUAACUUCCGGAUCCACUUCCGCCUGUUCACUGUGAGCAGAGAGUGUGAAAAUGGAAGGAGAUGAAGCUCCUCUGAACAUCCUAGCGGAAAGUAAAGCAGGUUAUAUCUUGAGUAAUGUUGCGGAAGUCGUGGAGAGGAUUUUAACAUUUGUGCCCACUAAAACUCUCCUCAAGAUAGCAAGUGUUUGCAGGCUAUGGAGGAACUGUGCCCGUCGGGUGUUAAAGACACAGCAGAGACUGACCUGGCUUUCAGCCUCUGGCUCGUCCAAAUACGAAGAACAUGUUUUGCUUGGAGGAUUGGCAGAAGACUUGGAGAAUAUCUAUCUGCUGCCUCAGACAGCUCUCUUAAUGGUGGAUGGGGAAACCUUUAAUGGCCCUGUUAGUUACAGACACAAAAAGGCCAGGAAGUGUGAGGAUGAGGUGCUGUCAGAUCCGGUCAAAAAGCUGAGACACUUGUUGCCUAGCAGUUGUGAUGUACUAGGCAUGGUUGCACCAGGAAUUGUGGUGACCCCUAGUGGUUCACCUAGCAGCCAGCCACAGGAGCAUGAGGACGGUGAAGCUGGCUUCAGUCUGCUGUUCCCUGCAAUGGAUGGGGUCAGUAUUCGGCCUUUUCAUUUCUGCAAAAAGAGCAUUAGCGAAACGGCUAUAGAGGAAGCAGGGUUGAUUAAUAACCCUAAUCUAAAGGUGGUGCUCUUGUUUGACUACGAAACCUAUAAACCUGGAGGUGGCCGCUUUCUUAACAAGCUGCUGAAACCGCUUUCCCAAAGUAAUGUACUUAUUGUUGGAGGACAAGUGGAGAGAGUCUUUACCAAUGAUGUAACAUGCUGUUCUCCUGGUUCUUUUGGAGCAGUGGGACUGACCUUCAGUGGCUCCAAAAUCCAGGGUGCCUCAGUACUGUUGGAGCAGGAUGUGAGCAGCCCCAAAGCAGCCGAGGACACUAUCCAGCGCCUGAAAGCUGCCAAUAUCCCAGAGAGAAACACCAUGGGCUUUAUGUUUGCCUGCGUUGGGCGGGGCCACAACACUUAUAAUAACCAGCGUAACGUUGAGGCCAAUGCCUUCCGCAAGAUCUUCCCUAACGUUCCACUCUUAGGAUUCUUCGGGAACGGAGAGAUCGGCUGUGACCGUAUCAUCAAAGAUAACUAUACGUUGAGUGAGACUGAUGCCGAAGGACUACAGCACUCUUUUACUACAGUCAUGAGCCUGGUGCAUUUUGGUUGAUGUGGACAGACUGUGAUGCACUGUGAGAGACCAGACACAUCAUAGUUACCAUUUCACGUCAGACUUGAUGGUGAUCAGGUCUAAUUCUAAGGUUCUUUACCUUGACUAACAAUAUGCCACUGGGACAUUUUGCCUUUUUGUUUCACAAGGCUCUGUUGUGAAAGAAAAGUGGCUGAUGUGUUCAUGGAAAAUGUCAUAUCAGUUUUAGCAUAAAAAACAAUAGAAGAGCUUUGAAACAAAAUCAUCUUGGUAGGUGUAAUUUUGAACACUCGUUUUAAUGUCUGAAAACCCAGAAGUAUUGUUUUACACCUUGUUUGUGUAGAGUAGAAAGAAUAUAUAUAAAUAGUGGACAUGGCGCUAACCAUUGAUAUUUGACUUAACUUUUGUAUGUAACUAAGACUAUUGUAAAACAGAACGUAUACCUGUAAAUCGAGGAGUUCUUUUGGGCUGUGUGGCUCGCUUAGGCCAUGCAAACAAAUAGUUUGUAAAACAACAGGCACUUUUGUUAUAAAAAGCUAACUAUUGGUAUCUUCGUACUGAUAGGCAACUGCUAUCUACACUUCUGGUCCUUCAUUGCUGGUAGAUGCUGGUGCCAAAAUAUGCAUCCCCAUAUCAAUUUCAGAUCCAUUGCUUUGAUUGAGAUGUAUUAGUUAGUUGCUGUCCUGUAAAAUUAUGUCUGAGCUAUACAAUCUGUCCAAAAACAUUGCUGCCACUGUGUUAAAUACAGCAUAGAACUUAAUGAAUACUUUUCAUCAAUUAUAAAUCCCAAAUGUUUUUUUGUUGUUGUUCCUAGCAGGAAUUUCUCUUCAUGUCUGUGUUGUUCAUCGAUGUAACAGUAGUUUUAUUAAAGCAUUUUGUUUAUUUUCGAUGACAAAUGUCAAAGGGCAAUAUGCCCUCUUCAAAUUUUCUUUUGCCUUUGCUGUUAGGGUAAUAAGCUUUAAAGUAAGUUUUACUGCUGUCAUAUGGCAAUUUGCUACUCAGUAUUGAGUAAUUUGGUUUCAGCUUGUUUGCAUUUAUUUGAUGUCAUUCAUGAAUCACUUGUACAUAAUAAAAUCAAAAGACAGCA